Molecule: messenger RNA, 1025 nt
Organism: Lagopus muta (rock ptarmigan)
Lineage: Eukaryota; Metazoa; Chordata; Aves; Galliformes; Phasianidae
Product: cystin-1-like
Exons: 3
Coding region: 1-324 (107 amino acids)
Source: RefSeq, a predicted model, not a curated record
AUGGGCAGCGGCAGCAGCCGGCGGUGGGGCCGUGCCGGCGGCGCCCCGCGCGGGACGGCGCAGGCGGAGGCGGUGGCGGGUCCGCUCCCAGCCGCGGAGGAGCGGCGGGCGCCGGGGACGGCGCUGGAAGCGGCCCCGCCCGGCCCCGCCCAGCCCGCGCCGGAGGCCUCGUCUCCACGACGCCCCUCAGACCCAGAGAACAACAACAUCAGCAAUGAGUGCCCAUCACAGGGCAGCAAGCAGUCAGUGGGGUGCCCGGCCAUCUUGUACCAUGGCUCAGAAGAGGAACUGAUGGCCAGCAUCGAGCGGGAGUACGGCUGCUGAGCUCCACACACGGGGCAUGGCUGGAGCAGCAGAGCUGCCAGCAGGAGAAUGCAAUGCCUGGGAUGGUGAGGAGGAGUGCAAGGAGAAAGACCAGAAAAAGCACACCUUGUGAAUCAGUAUCUCAAAGCUCCUCUUGAAAUGGCCUUUUUACCAGAUUUACUAGCUUUUUGAGAUGUGGUGCUUUAGGGAAGAAGACCUUUGCUUUGUCCUGGCAGUAAUAAAGUGCAGCAAAAUCAUUCGAUAAAGAUCUGAGUUUGGGAGUGUGCUGUGAAAUGCAGCAAGCUCUGAUGCAUUUCUGCUCCGUGGCAGAAAAAUCACUGUGUUAUAUCCUUAGCUGAUCCAAAGUAAAACAGAAAGGCUGUGGAUCUCUGAAGAAAAUAAUGUUUUCUGUGCUCCCCAAUAGGGAAACCUUGUGUUGUAGGGUUUCUGCCUUUGUUUUAUCUGCAUCUUAAUGUAUCAUGAGUAGCUGCUUCUUAACAGAAGUAGAAAAAUACCUAAUUUCUAUCUUUAGCUGAAGUAUUCAAGAUAUCAGAUGAAAUACAGUGUGAAUGCAAGAGGAAACAGCAGGACACAUCUUAAGAUGCUGUAUUAUGAUGUCUUCGUCAUUGCAGGUAUUUGUGAAAGAGAAAUAUAUGCAUCUGUAUUCUAUGUACCUUUCAAUAAAGGCAACAGUGGUUUUGAAGCAGAGUCUCCUGGAAAAA